CACACACACACACACACACACACACACACACACACACACACACACACACACUCACACUCACUCACUUCCAUGUCUGUGUGCAUGCUCGCGCGCAUAUGCUCGCACGCGCCAUAUUGCACCCAUGAUCAUAAUUGCCUUUCCAUGUUUCUAUGGAAUUUGGAGCGGGGUGGGUGUCGUGGCCACCCCGCACACCCUGAGCCACACACACGCUGGGUGUCGUGGCCACCCCGUACACCUGCGCCACACACAUGCUGGGGUGUCAUGGCCGUCCCCCACACCUGUGCCACACAUGCUAGUUGUCGUGGUCGCCCUGCACACUCGUCCACACGCCAGUGUUUCUUGGCCUCCCCAUUCACCCGGUCCUUACACCUGCUGGUUGUCGUGGCCGUCCUAUUCACCUGCCAGACGCACCUGUGUUUCGUGGUCGUCCCAUUCACCUGCCCCCGACAAAGCUGCCUUUUGCACGACCCGCAUGGCUCUCUUCCUCCCUGAUUUUGGGGGGUCGACGCUGGGCGAGGUGAUGGUGAGUCUAGGGCAGCUCGAAGCCUCCAGCAAAUGUCUUCAGACUGCCAUAGAGAUGGAGGCCAAGUCCCCCAUCCUCCCCUUCACCUCUAUCCCCUUCUGCUUCGAGUAGCGGUGGCGCUCCCCGUUCAUCUGGUCGACGUUCCUCUGUUUGUAGGUUUAUGUAGUUCCUCUUUUGAGAUAUAUAGGAGAAUAUUAUUGUGCCAGACUUGUGAUUGACACGUGUGUGCCCAUCUUACCGAGGGAGCCACG
Molecule: messenger RNA, 774 nt
Organism: Scylla paramamosain (green mud crab)
Lineage: Eukaryota; Metazoa; Arthropoda; Malacostraca; Decapoda; Portunidae
Exons: 2
Coding region: 122-634 (170 amino acids)
Source: RefSeq, a predicted model, not a curated record